This is a messenger RNA of Helianthus annuus (common sunflower), 607 nucleotides long. RefSeq lists its product as uncharacterized. The transcript has 5 exons. Lineage: Eukaryota; Viridiplantae; Streptophyta; Magnoliopsida; Asterales; Asteraceae. Gene Ontology annotation, molecular function: single-stranded DNA binding. Gene Ontology annotation, biological process: flower development. Bases 35 to 490 code for a protein of 151 amino acids. The record is from RefSeq and is a predicted model, not a curated record.
AUUUAUCUUGAUAGCAUGGUGAUUGUUCAUAGGAAUGAGAUCUGCGAAUGCAGAUAAAAUGGUGGCUAAAAAGGUGGUGGAACUAUGCUGGAAAGAGGUUACACCGCAAAAUGAUUUAAUUUUUGCUGUCAAAAAGCUUCAUAUAUUAAGUUCUAAGGAUCUUGGCAAGCUAAUAAGAGAUGCCAUGAAUGGUAUCAUUAAAUAUACUAUAAAUGGAUCAUCUUUUGAGAUAAAUGUGGAAAAUCUAGGAAGACCUCUUGUCCAGCACAUAAUGAAAGAUAUUGUUUCAUCACUUAAGCCAGAUAAGCAGCAUUUCAAAUAUUUGUUAAGUGGUUUAAGAUUAUUGCAUACUCUAUGGAAUAUUGCAUCCCACCACUCAACACUUGCGCGGAAGGCUCUGUUCUUCAAAUUGAAGGAACAUCUGGUGCCAAAGAUGCUGAACCAGACUCUAUACUUAAAGCCAGAGACUCUGGGAAGCUGCCACAACUAACUUGGGUUGAAGUUGGAAGAGGCUUGGAUGAUAUAUCAGGUCCACAAUUGAGUGGGCGUGGUCAUUUGGUCAAGUAACACUUCGAAAGCUGACGGGUCACCAUCUACGUCAAACGGG